AUGUUGCGGACACCGGAAUUUGCACAUUUAGUGGAGAUUUUGGAGUUACGAACGAGAGAGCUGGAGGAGGGGAUAGAGAGUCAGGCCCAUGACUCUGGCAGUAACAAUGACAGUGCUCUCCGUUCGUCAAACGUGGAUAAAGCUAGCAGUGACAGUGUGAUUCAUACAUCAACUGCCAAGAUAGCCAGUAACGGCACAAUGUCUCAUACAACGACCACGGACAAGAACGUGGCGCCCACGGAAACAGCACCUUCCUCCAAUCCCCGGAAACGGAGACGUCAACGAAAGCACGGAGAUGCUAAACGACGCGUCACGUCAGAGGUGUGUACUGGCGGUGUGUUCCCUGCACCCAACACAUAUGUACCCUCCUGUGAUGUCAUAUGUCCUACUACAACGACAAACAACACAGGUGUAGCCUUGUGUGACGUCAUGUGUCCUACCAAAAUUACAAACAACACGGGUGUAGCCUCGUGUGACGUCACGUCUCCUACUACAACGACAAACAACACGUGCGGUGACUAUGCGCGUGCGGAAACAUCCCCCACCCACUCGAAAAAAGGAAAGAGGAGACAGAGAAAGCGACACACGAAUGGCGGGAAGUUCUUUGAGCUGUACGAGGCGACUGGAGAGCCACUGGGUGACGGGUCCUUCGGUACAGUGUCCACCUACAGACACAAGGAAACAGGGCGGGAACACGCCGUGAAGGUCAUCAAGAACUGUCGGGGGGAGACACUCCAGUUAGUCAUGAGCGAGAUCGAAGUCUGUCAGAGGUACCGGAACUGCGACAACAUCCUCAACUUCCAGGACUUCUAUACGUCAGGAGAUACGUUUUUCCUCGUCUUUGACAAGAUGGCGGGCGGCGACCUGAGCCAUGUGUUUGAAUCAACGCCAUAUCUAAGCGAGUCCCAGGCUUCACGAGUGACCGGCGCCGUGGCCCGAGCGCUCCUCACACUUCACAAAGAUGGCGUGGCGCACCGAGACGUCAAGCCAGAGAACAUCUUAUGCCACGCCCCAGGGGAGAUCAACCCAGUCGUCCUCUGCGACUUUGGCCUCGCGAGUGACCCCCCUUCUCGACGUGACCCCUCAGAUUGGGACAUGACCACCAAGCCCGCCCUGCUCAAGUCCGCCGUUGGCUGUCCGGAAUACAUGGCUCCGGAGAUCGCCGGUUUGUUGUUGUUGCCCACGUCACGGAGAGCCACAGCGCCUUACUACGACACGAGCUGCGACAUGUGGAGCCUCGGGGUUCUCCUCUUUGAGAUGCUGUUUGCCCGUCUGCCAUUUCCCGGCGACUGUGGCAGGCACGGAGAGACCACGGACCCCAGCUGUGGGGACUGCCACAAGAACGUGUUCCCAAAGGUGUGCCGCGGGGACUAUGUCAUCCCCAACACCCUCAGAUCCGUGUCUGACGCCGCCCUGGAUUUGAUCCGGAACCUCCUCGUCCUUGACCCCCAGGCCCGUUAUUCUGCCGGUGACGUCUUGAGGCAUCCGUUUGUGACGUCACACAGGGACGAUGACGUCGCUGGAACCGACUGUCUAACGGCGUCCCCAUGACAACCGUUAUCUGAGUGAUGAUGACCCAGUUUUAGCAGAAGCAUCUCCAGCUGUUUUUACAGUUCUCGGACAAUAUAUUUAUUUCUCUUUGGAAAAAGACGUACGCUUCGGACUAUGUUACGACGUCAACACUGGUGUUGGUGU
Messenger RNA from Aplysia californica (California sea hare), 1695 nucleotides. Its product is annotated as MAP kinase-interacting serine/threonine-protein kinase 1-like. The record is from RefSeq and is a predicted model, not a curated record. The coding region runs from base 1 to 1551 and encodes 516 amino acids. The transcript has a single exon. Gene Ontology annotation, cellular component: nucleus; cytoplasm. Gene Ontology annotation, biological process: protein autophosphorylation; peptidyl-serine phosphorylation; intracellular signal transduction. Lineage: Eukaryota; Metazoa; Mollusca; Gastropoda; Aplysiida; Aplysiidae. Gene Ontology annotation, molecular function: calmodulin binding; ATP binding; calcium-dependent protein serine/threonine kinase activity.